This is a messenger RNA of Cariama cristata (Red-legged seriema), 279 nucleotides long. RefSeq names its product RNA binding motif protein 24 (gene RBM24). The transcript has 3 exons. The annotation marks the transcript as partial. The record is from RefSeq and is a predicted model, not a curated record. Lineage: Eukaryota; Metazoa; Chordata; Aves; Cariamiformes; Cariamidae.
ACCAUGGCUGACAGAGCUGCUGCUGAAAGGGCUUGUAAAGACCCCAACCCCAUCAUCGAUGGCCGGAAAGCCAACGUGAACCUGGCGUACCUGGGUGCCAAACCACGGAUAAUGCAGCCAGGUUUUGCCUUUGGUGUCCAGCAGCUUCAUCCAGCUCUCAUUCAGAGGCCUUUUGGGAUACCUGCUCACUAUGUCUAUCCACAGGCUUUUGUGCAGCCCGGAGUGGUAAUUCCCCACGUUCAGCCCGCGGCGGCUGCUGCUUCCACUACGCCCUACAUU